Parus major (Great Tit) is the source of this 3199-nucleotide messenger RNA. It is a transcript of the gene RFK, whose product is annotated as riboflavin kinase. The transcript is spliced from 4 exons. Lineage: Eukaryota; Metazoa; Chordata; Aves; Passeriformes; Paridae. Gene Ontology annotation, cellular component: mitochondrion. The record is from RefSeq and is a predicted model, not a curated record. Gene Ontology annotation, molecular function: riboflavin kinase activity. Gene Ontology annotation, biological process: riboflavin biosynthetic process; FMN biosynthetic process. The coding region runs from base 111 to 578 and encodes 155 amino acids.
AGGCCCGAGCGUGCCGCCCAGUUCCUCCCCUCUCGUUGGUAGCGCCUCGCGCGGGAGGCGGUGGUGAGCGGGGCAGCGGGCCCGGGGCGCCGGCCCCUCAGCGCGGGGCCAUGAGGCAGCUGCCGUACUUCUGCCGCGGGGAGGUGGUGAAGGGCUUCGGCAGGGGCUCCAAGGAGCUGGGCAUCCCCACCGCUAACUUUUCUGAGCAAGUAGUUGAAAGCUUUCCAUCUGAUAUCCCUACUGGUAUAUACUAUGGAUGGGCCUGUGUUGGAAAUGGAGAUGUGCAUAAAAUGGUUUUGAGCAUAGGAUGGAAUCCCUUCUAUAAGAAUAUUAAGAAAUCAGUGGAAACACACAUUAUCCACACCUUCAAAGAAGACUUUUAUGGAGAAAUUCUUAGUAUAGUCAUAACUGGAUACAUUCGACCGGAAAAAAACUUUGAUUCCAUAGAUGCACUCAUUUUGGCCAUUCAGGAAGACAUUGAAGAAGCAAAAAGACAGCUAGAUCUACCAGAACAUCUUAAACUCAAAGAAGAUAACUUUUUUCAUCAGCCAGAAGGCAAAAUAGUAAACAGCUGCUGAGAAAACCCAUACAAGCCUUUUUUCUUUUCUUUUCUUUUUUUCUAUAAUUUCUUUUUCUUAUUUUCUCCCCAGUCACUGAGCUUUUGUAUGUGCACUGCUCUCAUAGAACCUCUUGUGUCAUAGGUCUGUUACGUGCCUGAGAUCAGAACCACGAUACAAGAUGAUUCCAAUUUUCUUUGGUUAAGCCAUCAUUAGAUGAGUGUACAAAAGAAUUAGAAGGCUGUACUACAUUGUUAUAGAUAAACUAUGUAUCAUAAAGUUACCAGGCCUUUGGGGAUCUGAGCACAUUGAGAACAUGACCAAAGUUAAUUGUAAUGCAAAGGUCUAGUUAGCUCAUUUAAUGAAGAAUGUCUGUUUUUAACAUAAUGUUUUUAUAGCUUCUUUUAUCAUUUUUUGUGUCGUUCUUAGAUCUGGGUUUUAAUUUAGAAAAUGUUGGUAUUGAUUGACUCAGAAAAUUCCUGUUCUUAGAUAUGAUUAGAUAACAAUAGCAAGAUUAAUUUUCUGUAGUGUUUUGGUUUUAUAUACUACACAGCUGUUGUGGUUGAAGCUGUUAAUUUAAUUGAAAUUAUUUAUUUUAAGUUUAUUUGAAAUGUAAGAAAUCGCUGUUGCUCAUUAUGUUGCUAGAAUCUGAGCUAUACUUUUUCACACUUGAAUGAACAUAUGAUAACACAUGAUUUGUGUAGUCUAAUUCUGAAGAGGUGUUUCACUUAAUUUCAAAAAAUGAACAAAAAUGUGAAAGCUGAUGAACUUUAACGUUCAGGUGCAAAAGAUGCAGAAAACAAGACUUCUACUCCUUGAACCUUAAAGGAAAAUGGGUAGUGAGACACAAAUUUGCAUUUUAUGUGCUGCUGGUGUUUUUCAUUGGAAAGUCUUGAGUUUAUUCACUGUACUGGCAAUAAAAAGUCUGACUUCGAAGUUGGCAUUAUUGUAAGGCAUAGAAAAAUCUCAUCAAUACUCUGCACUAAGUGCAGGUAAGAGCCAAGGUUUUGGCAGACCAAGUAGAUGAAUACACAAAUAAAAGCCUUUGGGGAUUUAUUGCAUAAUAUAUCAACACUAUAAUGAAUAUUGCUUUUUUUUUUACAAGCAGUUGCAGACAGUCCUACUCUGAAAUGUGGGGAUACAUUUGGGGAUACAAGUGAGGGUUGGACAAGAUAAUCUCUGAAGGUCCCUUACAACCCUAACUAUUCUCUGAUAGAUAAGUGGAAGGAGUACUGUGAGAGUUGAUGGUGAUUUGAAAAAUUAUUUACAAAGUAUGUAAUGUGUGAUUCAUUAUCUACUCUUCUUUUUCUCUGAUAUAUUUUUCUAUCCCUUGGUUAAUGGAAGCAGGUUAGCUACAGUGACUGUCACAUUCGUUAUUUUUUGACAUCACCUUGUUUGAUAAAAAAUGUGUCAGCUUUGAGAAUAUGUCUGGGACAUAUUCUGAAAUUCAAAGUACUUCUUUAAAUGUGUCUCAGCUGUGAUUCUCUCUUAACUAUGAUGUUUAAUACGGAACGCACAAUUUCUGUAGUGAAAUUUGAUGAAUUUGCUCCUCGUCCUGUCCUAUUCUAAUCUUACUUUUCACUGUAGAAUUUAAGAGAUUUUUAGCAAGGUAGCGGUUUGGGUCUUUGUGGCAGAUGCUGUCAAGAUGAUAGUUUCACUUCAUAUUGCUUUAAAUUCUACUCAGUAUCGUGGACUAUUAUUAGGGAAGAGGUCUUGAGGAAAUCAACGGCUCAUGUUUUCUCUUUAAGACUUCAGGAGAAAACUUGAUUUUGCUUAAUUAAUUGUUUGCCAGUGCUGUUGAUAGCAGAGGCAGAUACAGGACGUUUGGGAGGGACAUGGGACGAUAUACUUUCUUUUAAAAAAGGUGAAGAGAAAUAAUUUAGUGAGCUUUUCACUAUGUAACUUGUUGGAAACUGCUUCAUUUCAAAUUUCUAAAAAGUUGGCAAAAGAAUUUGCUUUCCAAGAUUGAUGAUUGGGAUUUUAAAAAUGAGAUAUGAAAGGGGAAUUUUUUAUUGCUAAGAGUUUAUGCUUUAAACAUUAAAAUCAUUUAUUUUACUAAUCCUUUUAGAGAAUAAACAGAAGCCACGCUAGCAACAGAGUAUGUUGUCAACAAUAGAUUGUUUGUCUUGGUACUGUAGCUAGACACUCAUAGCUGCCUUUAAAAUUGAUUUUUGCCAGUAAUGUCUUGGGUCUGUUGUGGAAACUAUGGUGCCUUAAGCUGGUUCUGAAUAAUACUUUUCUGUAUCUGCUAAUAAAUGCCACCAUCAAAAAUUCAAUUCACCAUCUGGUUAUAGAACUGCUGUGCUAUGGAUAGAGAACAGUAGCAAAGGGAAAAUUUGAAAGACUUAGUUUGCUCUGAAAUCCAGGCUGAGAUAUGAUAUAUUGAUACACUGAACUAUAAAACUGCUCUUUAUGUGUUUGUCUUCAAAGAGAACAUGUUGGUAUAGCCAUUUGGCUUAGUGUACCUGACCGUAUUAUUUAAGAGAAAAUGUUGUACACCACUCUUUAAGCUUAUUACAUAAAUCCUACCACAGUAUAAACUUUAUGGAGGGUUAUAUUUUUGUAUUAUGCACAAGUAACUGUAUUUUGGUUGAUGCUGUUGCACUGUACCAUUACUAAAGGAACUGUAAUUGACAAAGUUA